UCUCUUUCAGAGGAAUGUGAAGUUUCCUGGAGAAGGACGACGAGUUCUCUGGCUUUCACCUCGCUGACGCACAGUCCCCGGAGGUUCGUCGGCGCGCCGUCUUUCUCGGAGGGGAUGGGAACGCGCUUACAUAAAAGAUGGACUUAUUACCGCGUCGCUGAAGUUCACGGCCCUCAGAAGGUCAUGUCACGGUCCGUGGCCCUCGGGCUGCUGACGCUCAUCCUCGUGAGUCAAAAGACAGCUGCAGGACAGACUGUGAACGUCUUCCAGUCGGAGCGAGAGUGGUCGCUGAACCACCUCGCCGUGCAUCAGUCCACGGGGGCCCUCUACAUCGGCGCCGUCAACCGGAUUUACAAGCUGUCGGCCAACCUCACGCUCCUGGUGUCCCACGCCACAGGGCCCGAGUAUGACAACAAAGCGUGCUACCCUCCUCUGAUCGUGCAGCCCUGCUCGGAGCCCCUCGCCUCCAUCGACAACGUCAACAAGCUGCUGCUCAUCGACUACUCCCACAACCGCCUCCUGGCGUGCGGCAGCCUCUACCAGGGCGUCUGCAAGCUCAUGAGACUGGAUGACCUGUUCAUCCUCGGGGAGCCCACUCAUAAGAAAGAACACUACCUGUCCAGUGACACGCAGACCGGGACCAUGUACGGGGUGGUGGUGCCCUCGCUGGCUCAGGAUGCCACGCUGUACAUCGGCACCGCAGUUGGAGGGAAGCAGGACUACUUCCCGACUAUCUCCAGCCGCAAGCUGCCUCGCGACCCGGAAUCCUCCGCCAUGCUCGACUACGAGCUUCACACUGACUUUGUCUCGUCGCUCAUCAAAAUCCCCUCGGAUACCCUGGCUCUUGUCCCGCAUUUUGACAUCUACUACAUCUACGGCUUCGAUAGUGGUCAUUUUGUCUACUUCAUGACCGUCCAGCCAGAGACGCCGGAGAACGGGAUGCCGUCCGGGGGCUCCCCUGGUGACCUGUUCUACACCUCCCGCAUCAUCCGCCUCUGCAAAGGCGACAAGAAGUUCCACUCCUACGUGUCGCUUCCUGUGGGCUGCGUCCACCGGAGCGAGGAAUACCGCCUGUUGCAGGCAGCCUACCUGUCCAAGGCCGGCGCGGUCUUGGCCAAGGCGCUUAACAUUGGCGCCCAGGAUGACGUGCUCUUUGCCGUGUUCUCCAAGGGCCAGAAGCAGUAUCACGACCCGUCCGAUCACUCCGCACUUUGCGUUUUCACCAUCCAGGACAUCAACACGCGCAUCAAGGAGAGGCUGCAGUCUUGCUACCAGGGCGAGGGACACCUGGAGCUGCACUGGCUGCUGGGAAAGGAUGUGCAGUGCACCAAGGCGCCUGUUCCCAUCGACGACCACUUCUGCGGCCUGGACAUAAAUCAGCCUCUGGGGGGCUCCCAGCUCGUGGCGGGCCGCACGGUUUACAUGGAGAGCCGUGAGAGGCUGACCUCGGUCAUCGCCUACAGCUACAAUGGACACAGCGUGGUCUUCCUGGGAACCAGAAAUGGGCGGCUUAAGAAGAUCCGGGUGGACGGUCCGCUGGAUGUGGGAGCGUUGUACGAGACGGUGACCGUGACGAAGGACAGCGGCCCCGUCCUCCGCGACAUGGCCUUCUCCCUGGACAAGACCUCGCUCUACGUCAUGUCCGACAAUCAGGUGGCUCAGGUCCCUGUAGAGGCCUGCGAGCAGUACGGUACCUGUGCGGAGUGCCUGAGCUCCGGGGACCCUCACUGCGGUUGGUGUGUCCUGUACAACACUUGCUCAAGGCGGGAUCGCUGCCCGAGAGCGGACGAGGCCUACCGCUUCAACACCGACAUUGACCGCUGCGUGAAAGUCAUCGCUCACCCGGACAGCAUCGCUGUAUCGGCACACAGCGUCCCACUGCUGCUGGAGGUGAACAACGUUCCGGAUCUUUCGGCGGGAAUCACCUGUUCCUUUGGGCAGCAGGCCGAGGUGGAGGGCCACGUCAAUGGCAACAGGGUCAUGUGUCUGUCCCCGGCCGGGAAGGAGGUCCCGCUCAUACCACAAGGACAAGACUGGGCCGGGGUGGAGUUGAGGCUGAACUCCAAGGAGACGGGUCAAAUGGUCGCCAGCACGGUGGUGAAGUUCUACAACUGCAGCACGCAUCACAUGUGUCUGUCGUGCGUAAACAGCACAUUUCGCUGCCACUGGUGUAAAUAUCGCAACAUGUGCACCCAUGACCCGAGCAGCUGUUCCUUCCAGGAGGGCAGAGUCAACGCCUCAGAGGACUGCCCCCAACUCCUUCACUCCGGGCAAAUCCUCAUACCGGCCGGCGAGGUGCGACCAAUUACUCUGAGGGCCCGCAAUCUGCCGCAGCCGCAGUCGGGCCAACGGGGCUACGAGUGCGUGGUGAACGUGCAGGGCGUCGGCCACCGCGUCACGGCGCUGCGCUUCAACAGCACCAGCGUCCAGUGCCAGAACAGCUCCUAUAUGUACGAGGGUGUGAAGAUCAGCGACCUGGCGGUGGAGCUCGCCAUCGUGUGGAACGGCAACUUCAUCAUCGACAAUCCCGAGAAGAUUAAAGUGCACCUGUACAAGUGCAGCGCCCAGCGAGACAGCUGCGGCAUGUGCCUGCGGGCAGAGAAGAAGUUCCAGUGCGGCUGGUGCAGCAGCGAGGGCAGGUGCACCAUGAAGCGCCACUGCCCACCCAUCUCGCCGUAUGCCAGCCGCUGGCUCGACCUCUCCGCCGCCAAUGUCAAGUGCACCAACCCACGCAUCACCGAGGUGAGCCCAAUUGCUGGACCCCUAGAGGGUGGCACGCUGGUCACCAUCCGGGGCCUGAACCUGGGUCUGUCCUUCUCUGAGCUGGAGGGCAACGUGAAGGUGGCGGGAGUGCAGUGCGUCCCGCAGGAGGGAGGCUACAUCACCGCCGAACAGAUCGUGUGCGAGAUGGUCGCCGCCCCAAAAGGAAGCGCGCCGGGCCCGGUCAGGCUUUGCGUGGGCGAAUGCAGACCGGAACUACGCGCGCAGUCCCAGCAGCUCUACUCCUUUUUGACCCCUUCCUUGCUGGCGCUGACCCCAGGCAGAGGGCCCGAGUCUGGGGGUACCAAGGUGACCAUUGUCGGAGAGAACUUGGGUGCUGGCAGCUCUGUGACUGUGUACUUUGGCAACCAAACGUGCGAGCUGUACAGAAGGACCACGUCGGAGAUCGUUUGCUUCUCUGCUCCGUCCGUGACCGGAGCGGGGCCGGUGCAAGUCGGUCUGAGGGUGGACCGGGCUAAGGUUCCUGGUAGUCUGUCCUUUGAGUACAUACAAGACCCCACAGUGCAGCGCAUUGAGCCCCUGUGGAGCAUUACAAGUGGCCACACCACGCUGACGGUGACCGGGACCAACCUGGACGUGGUGCAGGAGCCGCGGGUCCGAGUCAAAUACGCCGGCCACGAGUCCGUCAAUGUGUGCAAAGUGCUGAACACGACCACCAUCAGCUGCUUCGCUCCAUCGCUGCAGUCCGAGUCCGACGGCGGUCAAGCAGAGAGUGUCAAGCACGUGGAUGAGUUUGGCUUCGUUUUCAACAACGUCCAAGCGCUGCUCACCUACAGCAACAGCAGCUUCGUCUAUUACCCCAACCCCUACCUGGAGCCCCUCAGCCUCUCGGGCAUCCUGGAGCAGAAACCGGGGGCCCCCAUCAUCCUAAAAGGUCGUAACCUGGUUCCAUCGGCGUCGGGUGGCGCCCGGCUGAACUACACUGUCCUGAUCGGGGACACGCCCUGCUCCCUCACAGUGUCCGACACCCAGUUACUCUGCGAGCCGCCCAACCUCACUGGCCAGCACAAAGUCCUGGUCCAAGUGGGAGGACUUCAUAUCUCUCCGGGCGAGGUCCACAUCCACUCCGACAGCCUCCUCACGCUGCCCGCCAUCAUGAGCAUCACUGCUGGGGGAGGGCUGCUUCUGGUGGUGGUCAUCAUCGUCCUGCUCGCCUACAGACGGAAAUCGCACGAGAACGACCUGACACUGAAGCGUCUGCAGCUGCAGAUGGACAAUCUGGAGUCUCGCGUGGCUCUGGAGUGCAAGGAGGCUUUCGCAGAGCUACAGACGGACAUCAACGAGCUGACGAGCGACCUGGACCGAGCAGGCAUCCCCUACCUAGACUACCGCACUUACGCUAUGAGGGUUCUCUUCCCUGGCAUCGAUGACCACCCUGUGCUCAGAGACCUGGAGGUGCCGGGGAGCGGACAGGCGAGCGUGGAAAAAGCCUUGAAGCAGUUCGGGCAGCUGGUGAACAACAAAGUGUUCCUGCUGACGUUCAUUCGCACGCUGGAGCUGCAGCGCUCGUUCUCCAUGCGGGACCGCGGCUACGUGGCCUCGCUCAUCAUGACGGCGCUGCAGGGGCGGCUGGAGUACGCCACCGACAUCCUCAAACACCUGCUCUCGGACCUGAUAGAGCGCAACCUGGAGAGCAAGAACCACCCCAAGCUGCUGCUGCGCAGAACUGAGUCGGUGGCGGAGAAGAUGCUGACCAACUGGUUUGCCUUCUUGCUCCAUAAAUUUCUCAAGGAGUCUGCCGGCGAGCCCCUCUUCAUGCUGUUCUGUGCCAUCAAACAGCAAAUGGAGAAGGGACCCAUCGACGCCAUCACAGGCGAGGCGCGCUACUCUCUGAGCGAGGACAAACUCAUCCGGCAGCAGACGGAAUACAAGAUGCUGACGCUGAGCUGCGUGAACCCCGACAACGAGAACAGCCCGGAGAUCGCCGUCAAGGUGCUCAACUGCGACACCAUUACCCAGGUGAAGGAGAAGAUCCUCGACGCCGUGUACAAGAACAUGCCCUGCUCUCAGCGACCGCGAGCUAACGACAUGGACCUAGAGUGGCGUCAGGGCAGGACAGCUCGCGUGGUUCUUCAGGAUGAAGACAUCACCACCAAGAUUGAGGCCGACUGGAAGAGACUCAACACGCUGCUACACUACCAGGUGACUGAUCGCUGCAUGGUGGCUUUGGUGCCCAAACAGAUGUCGUCGUUCAACAUCCCGUGUUCGGCCAGCUUCCCGAGAAGUAUCAGCAGAUAUGGCGUGGACAUCCCCUUCCGCUCCACGCCCACCAGCCCCGACAGCCCCCACUCCCGUGUGCCCAUGCUGACCCCCGACCUGGAGAGCGGGGUCAAGGUUUGGCACUUGGUCAAGAACCACGAGCACGGCGACCAGAAGGAGGGCGAGCGAGGCAGCAAAAUGGUGUCGGAGAUUUACCUCACCAGGCUCCUGGCGACAAAGGGCACGUUGCAGAAAUUUGUGGACGACCUGUUCGAGACGCUGUUCAGCACCGUGUGCCGGGGCACCGCCCUGCCGCUCGCCAUCAAAUACAUGUUCGACUUUCUGGACGAGCAGGCCGACCUACACGGCAUCUACGACACGGACGUCCGCCAUACCUGGAAGAGCAACUGCCUUCCCCUGCGCUUCUGGGUGAACGUGAUCAAGAACCCGCAGUUUGUCUUCGACAUUCACAAGAGCAGCAUCACGGACGCUUGCCUGUCUGUGGUGGCCCAGACCUUCAUGGACUCGUGCUCCACGUCCGAGCACCGUCUGGGCAAAGACUCGCCCUCCACCAAGCUGCUCUACGCCAAGGACAUCCCUCACUACAAAAGCUGGGUAGAAAGGUACUACGCCGACAUCAACCGCCUGCCUGCCAUCAGUGAUCAGGACAUGAAUGCCUAUCUGGCUGAGCAGGCGCGCCUCCACUCCAGCGAGUUCAAUGCGCUCAGUGCCCUCCACGAGAUCUACAACUACGUCAGCAAAUACAGCCACGAGAUCACCGAGGCGCUGGAGCAGGACGAGCAGGCCCAGAAGCAGAAGUUAGCGUAUAAAGUGGAACAGAUCAUCUCAGCCAUGUCUGCAGAGAGCUGAGACACACACCAACAUACAUAACACGCACACACUCACACAUACAUGCUGUACAUGCACAAACGCACAAUACAAGAAUAUGCUGGGGAGGAGAAACAUGCGCACCCAAAUGUGCACGCACGUCAUGUGUAUGCCUGCACACAAAGACCCUGAGAGACUAAUGUAUGCAGGGAUGCUUGCUAAAACUUUAUGGACCUAGUACAAAUGACACACGGAAAUGUGCAAGAAAACACACACGAACAGCAAAUCAGCCCAAAGCAUGAUGUUUGUAUUCAACGCCAUUCUCUAGUAACAUUCAUCCAUUGUCGGAAAGCGUCCCGCUGCACGCCCCCCUGGGGGGAGCGGGGCUCGGCAGCCCGGCUCGAGUGCCGAAGAGAACCGCGCAAAGGAUGACAACUCAUCUCCAAAGGAUCGACAAAUAGAGGCGCUUACGUGGACUAAUAAUAGCCAAGUGUCGGAUGUGAUGACGGUACGAUUGCUACGUGUCACAGGCCGGACGCGACGCUGCCAUCGAAGCAUUUUGCCAACAGCGGCUUCACAUUGUGUAUUUUAGCAAAUGUGGAUUUCGAAAUUGUGACGCGAGCAGACAUGUUAACCUCUAGCUCCGGUCUUGCAGAUUCUAAAUUCAUUCACGAAAGUAGCUUACAAAGGCUGUGUUCACACUUUCGAUUAAAACAAACACUGGUGCGUUUUCUCUAAUAGUAAUGCUGUUAUUACCAAACAAGCGGACCGGAAACAAAGGGUUUGGAUUAGUUCACCGUAUAAAUCCAUCCAUCCAUUUUUCGGAAUGUGGAACAAAGCCUGAGUACUCACAGAAAACCAAUGCAAGCAAGAUUCGAACUCCGGGCCUCUCGGCUGUGAGUCAAUCAUGCUAACCGCUAAUGUGCUGCCCGCUUCAAAAGUCGAACAAAAUUCCUUCAUCCAGUUAUCAUGCGAGAUGUCAGCAAAACUCGUGAGAUUUCUAAAUGAGUGUGAUUCUCAAAAGUGUGGUACGCGUACGCGUACACACACUAGAGGUAUUGUACGCGAAAUAAUCAAUGCCUAAGUACAGUUCAGUUGCAUUUAACUUUUAGGUCCAAAACAUUUACAUUCAAUCUUUAAGAACAGUUUGUUUCUCAACAUUGAUUUAGGUACAAUUUUCAAAUUUUAUGUGCAAUACAUUUCAAUUGAAUAAUUAUUUAAGUUUUUUUUUUUUUUUAAUCUUUAACUAUAUUUAGGCACAAUGUUAAUGUUAGUACCUCAAAUUCCACACACAAAAAGGCCAGAACAGAGAUUCAAACCAAGAACCGUAGAACUGCGAGGCAGAAAUGGUAAUCGCUGCAUUGCCGUGUGACCCGCAAAAUGUUUUCUGCUUUGGUCAAAGAACAGAGAACAAAGUGUGAACACAGUCAAUGCAAUCCAUUUCAGCAAUAUUCUCACGGUGAGAUUUCAACAUUCAUAUUACCCCACGCCCCUUCAUAAAAAUCGAUUAAAAUGUGCUCCAUAGUACUGAAAGUGCAGUAUGAAAUAGGACAUGUACGGUGAUCUAUCGAGCACUAACUCCGUCAUCGGAAGAUAAGCGGAGAACAACCGUAGGAGAAUCCGUCAUAAACGAGACUAGAAGCCCCAACGUAUACUCGUUCUUUCUUUCUGUCUCAUCAGUCAUUGUUUACAUUGGACUUGUAAUGCACCAAGUGUGCCAGACAAGAACACCCGCCGCUGCAGUGAAGUAAUAUGGAAAGAUUCGGUGUCGGUGUCUGAUAAAUCCACUUGAAUAGAAGUAACCUGGACAAUGAGGCUUGGGAACAAGCUUUGGGAGCUUCGAAUUUUGGCGUCCUUUGCGGUGCAGAGCGCUCCUGGCGGAUCUGUGAUGAUGGAUGCCACGUGCAGUCGGCUCAUUAGCCGGUCCUUGUAAAUUUGACGCGUUCCGCCGCCUGACUGCACUUCACUCGCUUCGCAUCCCGCCUGUCUCCAUCUUUAAUUGUGGAACUCACGUCUUUUUGUUUGUACCAGACUGCUGGUGGUCUCUUUUGCUGCUGUAUUUAUAGAGUGCCAUAUAGAAACUUAUCACGAGGAAAGUGUCAGUCUGAGGCCCGUUCAGGGUUUCGGUCUUGUUCACGACGCACCAAACUGUGACAAUGACAAACGUCUUUGUGUGCUCGAUCACGCCUGUUCAUGUGGAGGGCUUUUUUUUUUAUUUUUAUUUUUUUUAGCCCCCCUACCCCCAUCAAUUUAAGACUAAAAGAUGAGGGGGAAAAAAAGCCUCCAUUUCCUGUUAAAUGUUGAACUAUGACAAAGAAAGGACCCAUGUGUUUUAUGUGUGAUUUGAUAAAUUAUAAAUGUGUCGUGCAAUAAACUGUCGGAUGUGGUUUUUUUUAAACUAUAUAUGAUUGUAUAAAUAUUGUACAUAGAAAACACUCCUAUUUUGCAAGCAAAAGAUUCACUUUUUACUGUUGUUAUACAUUAAAAUGAACAG
Molecule: messenger RNA, 8302 nt
Organism: Phycodurus eques (leafy seadragon)
Lineage: Eukaryota; Metazoa; Chordata; Actinopteri; Syngnathiformes; Syngnathidae
Product: plexin-A2-like
Exons: 31
Coding region: 115-5850 (1911 amino acids)
Biological process (GO): regulation of GTPase activity; semaphorin-plexin signaling pathway involved in axon guidance; regulation of cell migration
Cellular component (GO): semaphorin receptor complex
Molecular function (GO): semaphorin receptor activity; protein binding
Source: RefSeq, a predicted model, not a curated record